This is a messenger RNA of Schistocerca nitens (vagrant locust), 1470 nucleotides long. Its product is annotated as Krueppel homolog 1-like. Lineage: Eukaryota; Metazoa; Arthropoda; Insecta; Orthoptera; Acrididae. The record is from RefSeq and is a predicted model, not a curated record. The transcript has 3 exons. The annotation marks the transcript as partial.
AGCUCCGCCGCCUCCGCGUCCGCGUCGGCAGGCGCGGGCGUGCAGGGCGCCACCGGCGCCUUCCAGUGCUCCUUCUGCCAGAAGACGUUCUCGCAGAAGAACACCUACCAGAACCACGUGCGCUCGCACGGCAAGGAGGGCGACGACCCUUACCCGUGCACCAUCUGCGGCAAGACGUUCGCGGUGCCGGCGCGCCUCACGCGCCACUUCCGCACGCACACGGGCGAGAAGCCGUACCAGUGCGAGUUCUGCAAGAAGGCCUUCUCCGUCAAGGAGAAUCUGAGCGUGCACCGACGCAUCCACACCAAGGAACGGCCGUACAAGUGCGACGUGUGCGAGCGCGCCUUCGAGCACAGCGGCAAGCUGCACCGGCACAUGCGCAUCCACACGGGCGAGCGGCCGCACAAGUGCCAGGUGUGCUCCAAGACGUUCAUCCAGAGCGGCCAGCUCGUCAUCCACAUGCGCACGCACACGGGCGAGAAACCGUACGUGUGCAAGGCGUGCGGCAAGGGCUUCACCUGCUCCAAGCAGCUCAAGGUGCACACGCGCACGCACACGGGCGAGAAGCCGUACUCGUGCGACAUCUGCGGCAAGUCGUUCGGCUACAACCACGUGCUCAAGCUGCACCAAGUGGCGCACUACGGCGAGAAGGUGUACAAGUGCACCAUCUGCAGCCAGACGUUCACGUCCAAGAAGGCGAUGGAGGUGCACAUCAAGAGCCACUCGGAGCAGCAGCAGCAGCAGCAGCAGCAGCAACCUCAGCAACCUCAGCAGCAGCAGCAGCAGCAGCAAGCUCCGGCGGCGAGCUCCGCGCAGCACCAGUGGCACACGCCGUCGUCGCAGCAGCACCACCACCAGCAGCAACAGCCGCAGCAACACCACCAGCCGCCCCAGCACCAGCACCACCUACCUCCGCCGCCAGCGCCGUCCCCGGAGCCUCGUCUGGAGGCGGAAGUGGCGCGCAAGGCGACAGAGGUGGCCGCGUCGGUGGAAGACGACGCGGGCAACCCCGUGAGCGUGCGCGACAUGUGCUACUACUACUUCUACCCGCCGUCGGGGGCUGCGCCCGUCCCACCCGCCCACGCGGGCCAGGCGGCGGUCCCCGCCGGCGCCGGCGCCGGGGGCGGCAGCGGCGGCGUCAGCCCGGUGCUGCUGGCGGCCGUCGCGGCGGCGACGUCGUCCGAGGGCGUCGGCGGCAGCCUGACGCCGCCCGCCAGCGUCGAGGACGACGAGCACUUCGCGCGCGCCGACACGGCCGUGCCGCUGAGCGAGCCGCCCGUCUACCUGUUCCCCGAGCCCUUGGGUUCGAUGCGCGGCCGCGCCACGCCGUACGACUUGCCCGUGCCGGCGUGCCUGGCCGCCUCCAUAGACAACUGUGACCCACAUCGUUUUAAAUACUGGACUGCUGUGGCAGACAUAAGAUUUGUUAUUAGCACUGUAGAGCUGGUCUUCAAUUUUGAUCGAGCAUAA